Messenger RNA from Fusarium odoratissimum NRRL 54006, 3224 nucleotides. RefSeq lists its product as uncharacterized. Gene Ontology annotation, biological process: positive regulation of transcription by RNA polymerase II. The coding region runs from base 791 to 2263 and encodes 490 amino acids. Gene Ontology annotation, molecular function: DNA-binding transcription factor activity; protein dimerization activity. Lineage: Eukaryota; Fungi; Ascomycota; Sordariomycetes; Hypocreales; Nectriaceae. The record is from RefSeq and is a predicted model, not a curated record. Gene Ontology annotation, cellular component: RNA polymerase II transcription regulator complex. The transcript has 3 exons.
CUGGUAUCGUUUCUCUCGUUUCUUUUCUUUUUUUUUUUUUUUUUUUUUCAUAGGGCUCCUUACCAACGCAACCUAGGUAGCCUCCUGCCCCCCCCCCAUCCGUCUCACUCAAUUCCUCUUCUCUCCUGUCGGGUACUAUCUGUGCAGUGCUAUAGGUAUGCACAUGCCCUAGGUUCCUUCUAUAGCCCAGGUACCUACCGGGGAACUAGCUAGGCGUUCCUCACCUUCCCUUCCCUCACCUGCAGUGCCCUCCACUGUCCAUCCAUCCCCCCCGGACCGUCACUCACUCGCCUUCACCAGGGUCAUCUCGUUCUCGUGUGCACUUUUCCCUCUUCAAUUCCAUUUCCACCUCUUCUCUCUUCACCUUUUACAGAUCAGGGUUACGUUACGUUCUUGUUCUCAAUCACAUCACAUCUUUAUCUUGUCCAAGGCGACGGUCCCUUUCUAAACCCUCCUUCAGGGCUCAUGCUCUGACACGCCCGCCCACUAUAGAAUUUGGCUUUGGAUCGCAUUGUCGCGUCUCUGCUGUCCUGUCUGUCUGUCUGUCCUGGCCCGCCGACUUCGAGUUGCAAUCUCCACCUUGGCUCGUCGUACUGACGCCUCUCGCCUGCUGCUCGCUACCCUGGCCUCGCCUUGAACGCAAACAAUCGAACACAAUCAUAUUGCCGUCACCGUUGCCCUCUGCUAACCGGGCUCCCAUUAACGGAGACUCGUCGGGCUCACUGUAACCGAUUCGCUUUGGCUGCGACUCGACCGAUACCCUCGAUAUCAACUCGACCUCUAGACAGAUAUGGACGUCCACAACCAGCCGCGUCUACCCCCUCCCAAACCGGUUGGACUUAAUAACAUUCUCAAUAACGACAACGCACCUGUUUCAAUCGUUAACGGCCCGCCUCACAUGCGAGACUCGGGCUUCUACUCCAACGCAGACGCCUCCAACACAUCCGCCGCAUCCUUCAACGUGAAUGGCCUUAGCCCAAGCGGCUCCGGCUAUCAAUCCUCGUCGCACGAGAAGACACCAUCUCCGAUUGCCUCCAACAUGAUUCCCAACGGACUUGUCUCGCCAUCGACUACCAACAUGAGCGUUGCCGCAAUGGUAUCCCCCAGUACUCCCAGCAGUCUCGAUGCACGCCGCGACCGACCCACGUCGAUCGAGUCCAACGGUCUCGGUCCCAACCCUGGCCCUACGAUGGGCGACACCUUGGCGCCUGGUAUGGCAGCAAUGAGAAGGGAGAGUGUUGACAGCCGCAUCAACCAGAACUUUGGCGAUUUGCGCCUGGGAGGCUCUCCUUAUGCAUCUCACAAUCACUCAACUACCUCGAUACAAAACACCCUCCAUAAUCAGCGGAACCCUCAUCAUUUAUCAGUCCAUCGCAUCUCAAACGGCUACCAACCCAGUGCGGAGCGAAACCCUGAGGGCAAGACGGUCAAAACUGCACCGGCCAUCACUGGUCCUGCCACCGGACACAUCGCGCGCGCUGCAGAGCCCACCAAAGGUCAAGCAUGGGCGUUUCCCGAAGAAGAGAUUCAGCGAGUCGGUGGUGCCCCCACGUACACCGACUCGCGGCGUAGCAGUAUCACCGAGUCUAUCGCGAGUAGCCAAUUCACAACAGAGUCUCGCCUACCUCCUGGUCAGAUGAGACUGAACGAGUCCGAGUACUCUCGCAUGUCCAACGCAUCCGACUUUCCGCCUGUUCACCAUCACUCUAUGCAGCAUAAGCAAUUGAGUGACCUCCAGGCCGAAGAAGGGAAUGGUUCAACGGGCUCGCAACCAUAUAGUCGAACACCCGAAUUGAGAGUCAGCCACAAGCUUGCUGAACGGAAAAGACGAACGGAGAUGAAGGAGCUCUUUGAUCAGCUUAGAGAUCUCAUGCCUCAGGAACGAGGUUCCAAAGCCUCCAAGUGGGAAAUUCUAACUAAAGCCAUUGCAGAGCAUCAGAAGCAGCAAGAUAUCAUUCGAGCAUUACAAGAUCACUACAAGUCCAACACGGCCGAGAACGAGAUGCUUCGCCGAGAUGUCCAUGCGCUACGAAUGGAAAACCAACAGCUUCGUUCAGAGCUCAACUCUUCCUCUUCACGCCCUUCAUUAUCUUCAGCAGCAACACCAGCACCACAGGCCGGGACUUAUCAGGCAGACCCUUACCCUAACCCGAACCGACCAGAACUGCCACCCCUCAGGUCGCUCCGUAACAGUAUUCCAAAUGGACCGGACUCUAUGACGGGUGUUCAGUACGACAGUCCUCGUACAAAUGGCUAUCAUUAGACGGGACCAAUCGAAUGUUCCGGGAAAUGAGGCUCAGCGGGGAAUACUUGCCCCCAAAAAACGUCCACCAUCUUAAACCUGUUGGAACUCGAUUAAUGAAUGAAUGACGGCGAAAAGUUAUGACACCGGGAGAGCACAAGGCUGGACUCGACUACUAUUGCUGGGUCACCAGCGAUGCUCUGAGCCACAACACAAGGGCGCCGUGGCAUUAGAUUUGCUUAGCUGCUUCUGUUUUGUUUUGUCUUUUUCGGCAACGCUGCCGCCCAGUGUACCAGUACGGCGAACGGACCGUGAACUGUCACUCUUCUUUGUCAAUUUCUUGUUCAGUACUAGGUCUUUAUCUCAUUAUGUCUUUUCUUUUUCUUUUUCUUUUUUUCCUUCUUCUUCUUCUUCUUCUUCUUCUUCUUUUAUUUAAACAUGCACCACGCUCGACUAAUGAGGUGGCUGUUAGGAGUUUGUUUAGGUUUGGGACAUAUAGGCCACUUAAUGGUACGGUACGGUUAGGUGUGGAUGAUCAGGCAAGGCAAGGCAAGGCAGGGACAAGGAUAAGGAAUAGGUGCAAUGGGGUUGGUUGCAAAGGAUUUCCUCGGUUUUUGGGCUCGGAAGGACAAAGACGUCAUGGAAAAUACGGAGAUGGCGCGAUAGUGUUUCAGGGCGUAUAUACCCAUUUGAAAGGAGGCGAAGCGGACAGGAAGGGUCUGUGCUGUGGAACAAACACGUCGUGGAGGUGAUACAGUUGGAAGACGUUUUGUUCUCUUCUGUGCAAUGGCGUGGUUGUGAGCGUAUCGUAUGGUCUCGGUGUAUCGGGGGAUUGAUGGUAAAAUGCGAGAACAAGAUAUUCAUCUUCACCAAAUCGUGCUUGUGAUUGAUUAUAUUAUGCGAAUUGUGAGAUGAAUGAACAUGCUCUGCCGGUUAUUUGCCAUGUCAUGUUGGAAAGCAGUGGGCAUACCUAGAUCUGAGU